Phoenix dactylifera (date palm) is the source of this 886-nucleotide messenger RNA. RefSeq names its product vacuolar protein sorting-associated protein 32 homolog 2-like. Gene Ontology annotation, cellular component: ESCRT III complex; multivesicular body; cytoplasmic side of plasma membrane. The record is from RefSeq and is a predicted model, not a curated record. NCBI's taxonomy places the organism in Eukaryota, Viridiplantae, Streptophyta, Magnoliopsida, Arecales, Arecaceae. Gene Ontology annotation, biological process: late endosome to vacuole transport via multivesicular body sorting pathway; vesicle budding from membrane.
CUCUCUUCCUCGGCUUUCCUAUUUUUCUCUUCUUUUUUUUUUUGCUAGCGUUCCUAUUUUUCUCUUCGCUUUUAGCUCUUCACUCUUUGCUCCCCACCUUGCGCCCGGCCAUGUUCUCCAAGCUCUUCCACGGCUGCAGGCAAGAGUCACCAAAGUCUUCUUCCGACAAGCGGAAGCAGACUCUAGAAAUGCUUGGGAAAAAGGAGAUUAUUUUGCAGAAGAAGAUCUCUGUAGAGGUUGAGAGAGCCAAAGAAUUUACAAGGGCAAAGAAAAAACAAGCGGCAAUGCAGUGUUUGAAGAGAAAGAAAUUUUAUGAAGGUCAAAUGGAGCAACUUUGCAGUUUUCAGUCGCACAUUCGUGAUCAGGAGCAAAAGCUACCACAGAAACUGUCAGUUCAAUGUGGACAGGUUCAGCAGAUGACAAGUAAUCUGAAAGAAAACUUAGACAAAGAUGCUUUUGUGGUUUGGAAGCUAGAGAAGUUUCUAUAGGCGUGGAAUUGGAAAGUCCCACUCGAGCUAACGGUAAUGGAGUGCGAUGGAGGAGGAUGCUGCAGCAGUCUGAAAAGUUUCCGGGUGCACUUGGAGAAAUAUUGCAAUGGAGUUCUACAAUGGACCUGAAUCUCUGAUUUGCCUUUUCCAAGUCCCCAACAUGCCCCUUGGUUGCUGCAGGUACCAAACGGGACUUGUUAACGUGAAUGUUGCUACUUUCCGGUGGUCUGGCCGCUAUAUCCUUUUACGAAGGAAUAGCUCUGGGAAGUAUAAAUAUUGAGAUGGAAUCUAAAUAGGCUGUCGCUAACCAACUUGACCAUAUGUUCGGUUCACAGGAAUCAGAACGGAUUGAAAUGGGAAAUGGAAUAGAAGGCAGAGAAUGGAAAUUAUGAUUUCUA